Molecule: messenger RNA, 1932 nt
Organism: Zingiber officinale
Lineage: Eukaryota; Viridiplantae; Streptophyta; Magnoliopsida; Zingiberales; Zingiberaceae
Product: E3 ubiquitin-protein ligase RNFT1-like
Exons: 8
Coding region: 218-1639 (473 amino acids)
Biological process (GO): positive regulation of ERAD pathway
Molecular function (GO): ubiquitin protein ligase activity
Source: RefSeq, a predicted model, not a curated record
GUCGUGUCUAAGAAAGAGAAACCUUGGGCUGAUGGGAAACCGAGACCGGUUCUUAAUCGAUCAACGCUUGAAAGAUCUGCCAUCGUCUUCCUCCUCCGUGCUCGAUUGAGAUCGUUUAGGGUUUCUCCGCAACCCUCUCGGCACCCAUCAUACUCGUCCAUCGAAAUUCUGUGAGGAUUUUUUUUGAGGUUUUUCUUCUACAAUUUGGUCGCCGUUGAUGGAGUCGUCCGGCGGAGGACUAGGCCCCCAACGGAGCCGGUCUGCUUCUCCCAGUAGAAGGUCGUCGAGAAGGUACCAUAUGCAGCUUGCUCCGUCGAGUUUCAUCCGUGCGCGGCUUUCCGAUGCGUUGGAGCACUUGGGGGUUUUACGGGCCGCGGCGAAUCACAGGGAGGAGGCGAGCUUGAUGGCGUCGGCGUUGAGGGGCCGUGGUUCUGGCCGUAUGAUCGGGGAGUCCGUGGUUUCUAGUGGUAGCGAAGGUGAGGUGGCGAUUCGAAUUAUUGGCGUGGGAGAUCAGGAGAGUCUGCGGGCGGGGGCGAGCGCGGGGACUGGGAGAGAUGGGGAUUCCGGUGGUCCAGGUGCUCCCAGUGAAUCGAUUUCUUCUUUGUCGAGGAGUCAAGUAGGAGAUGAACGGAGUGGCGAUGAGGUUGGUGAGUCGGCGUCGUCAGCAUCUUCAUCGACGGCGUCGGUGACCACCGCUGGUAGCAGCGCGGACGAAGCGGCAAACGCCACAGGAGGAAGUAGUGGAGACUCGGUGCACCAGAGAUAUGAUAUACAGCAAAUAGCAAGGUGGACCGAACAGAUACUGCCAUUCUCCUUGUUGCUUUUGGUGGUUUUCAUCAGACAGCAUUUGCAAGGAUUCUUCGUAACUAUUUGGAUUGCUGCAGUGAUGUUCAAGUCUAAUGAUAUUCUGAGGAAACAGACUGCUUUAAAGGGUGAGAGAAAAAUAUCUGUGCUUGUUGGGAUGACCUUAGUCUUCAUGAUUCAUGUGUUUGGAGUCUAUUGGCAGUACAGAAAUGAUGAUCUUCUAUACCCACUGAUAAUGCUGCCCCCCAAAGAAAUACCACCAUUUUGGCAUGCCAUAUUUAUCAUUAUGGUCAAUGAUAUUUUGGUCCGCCAAGCAGCCAUGAUUCUUAAGUGUUUGCUGUUGAUCUACUACAAAAAUAGUAGAGGACAUAACUAUCGAAAGCAGGGGAAAUUGUUAACGCUUGUUGAAUACUUCCUGCUACUAUACCGCGCUCUCUUACCAACACCUGUUUGGUACCGGUUCUUCCUGAACAAGGAAUAUGGGAGCCUGUUCUCGUCCCUCACUACAGGGCUAUAUCUUACUUUCAAGUUGACUUCAGUCAUUGAGAAAAUUCAAUCAUUUUUUGCUGCAUUGAAAGCACUAUCACGAAAAGUAUAUUAUGGUUCUUAUGCAACAACAGAUCAGGUUGUUGCAGCUGGUGAUCUUUGUGCCAUAUGCCAAGAAAAAAUGCAUGUUCCUAUCUCACUUCACUGCAGGCACAUUUUCUGCGAGGACUGCGUCUCAGAGUGGUUCGAGAGAGAACGAACAUGCCCAUUGUGCAGGGCAUUGGUCAAGGCAGCAGGUCUCCGGUCAUUCGCAGAUGGCUCUACCGGCUUAUUCGUUCAGUUGUUCUAGUUCCCUCAUUGGCAGGAUUCACUAAUGCAUCGGAGACUUGUCCCCUCCCAGGAAGCUAUUGCCAGACUCUACAGAUCGCUCGCUGCGGCUCAUGACCAUAUUUUUGUAACACAGGUAUUCCUUCGAGUGUGCACCGAAAGAGAUAUGUUAUCGUAUACGUGUUAUUUCUCCCUUGCUUUCGUUCCUGUAGAAUAUUUACAGCAUUUAUCAAAAUGUAAAUAAGAGGAUUGUCAACUCUUUUGUAUUUCAGUGGAUGAAAAUAAAUAUAUGAAAGGAUAUGCGAGUUUAACUUA